AAGCUAUUUAUCUGCAGUGGACUCCUGAGGGUAAACGACUGAUUACGGGUGCAUCAACGGGCGAGUUCACAUUAUGGAAUGGAACAGCUUUCAACUUCGAAACAAUUCUACAGGUACUGGAAGCGGUAUUGUUCUGUCCAUUUGCUCCAACUGAUGUAAAACUGGCGUCCGCAUCUGAUGACGGUACUGUUCGUAUAUGGGACUUUGCUAGAUGUGUUGAAGAAAGAGCUAUGCGUGGUCAUGGCUCGGAGGUGAGAUGUGUCGCGUGGCACCCAUUCAAGGGUAUGAUAGUAACCGGAUCAAGAGAUUCUCAGCAGCCGGUGAAGUUAUGGGAUCCAAGGACAGGGGACUGUCUAACGACUUUGCAAGAUCACAAAAGUUCUGUGAUGGCUGUGGAUUGGAACCGGAAUGGUAACUGGUUGCUGACAGCGGGUCGUGAUCAUCUUGUCAAACUCUAUGAUCUACGCGUUAUGAAGGAGAUGUACUCUUACAAAGGGCACAAGAAGGAAGUCACUUCUGUCUCCUGGCAUCCUAUACAUGAAGGACUGUUUGUCUCUGGUGGUGGUGACGGCUCUAUUGCUUACUGGUUGGUGGAAAAUGAGAAGGUUGGCGCUUUGGAUAAAGAACGCGAGCCGAAAAGUACCUCAGUGCGUCUCGACGAUGAACUUCUUGCUCCUGUUAUUCCUGGAAUGGGUCUUGAUGGAGAAGUUGUGGAGAAAAUGAAUCGUGACAUCACGUCAAAUCCAGCCACUGCCCAUCAUACAAUGCUUCUGAUGCCAGAAGAUUUGAAUGCACGACAUCAGCAUAACGCCAAUAUCGGAGCGAAAAAGACGUUGAUCAAACAGCCACCCCCUAAGAAAGCACAAAGGCAGUUUGAACGAAUGUGGAAUGUGUCGAAACCAGGAGGCGGUGGUUUUGAUGAUUACGAUGACGAACCCGAAGAGGAAAUGUUUCAACCGCAGCAGCAACGACCUCGUCAAGGACUGCUUGGUCAAGCUCCUCCUCCAAUGUCGAUGCUCGCGCAGACAGUGAAAGCUCAGUCAGCAGCCGCCAUUGCGGCAGGAUUUGCCGGCGGUUUUGCUGGUGCACAAAAGUUAGGCCUUCUUCCUCCUGGGAUGCCACCUGGUUGGAAGCCUCAAGGAUCUAAUACACCGACUCCAAACAUGGAGGAGAAGUCUCCGUCUGGAAAACCUGGCACUCCUAAUGAACAAGGACGGCCUCAAAUGCCCCCUCAUCGCGCACCUUUACUGUCAGCUCCUGCUACAACUGCUAGUGCAACGCCUCCUCCUACUUCAAAUGGACCGUCUCCAGCGAACGCCCCCAGAACGUCACUGCCAAUGCCACCUCAACGUCCUCCAUUCCCUCAGUUACCUCCUUCGAUUCCUCCUGGGAUGACACCACAGAUGCUGGCAGCAGCUGGGAUAUGGCCUCCCGGCGUUCCCAUGCCACCGUCAUUAGCUCAGAAGCAGGCUGCUCCGCCGCCAAGUGAAGAAGACAUGGAAAAGGAUUUACCCAUGCCACCGACACAUAAUGCAGCUGGUCAAAUGCCGCAUAGUAUGCCGCCACAUCACGGUGGGCCUCAUCCGUCUCACAGUCAACAGGGACCUCCAACGGGACCACCGCCAAAUGUCAAUCGGCAGUGGGGAGGUCCACCGUCGCAAGGUCCUCCUUCUCAGUAUGAAGAAUCGAGCGAAAGCCCAUAUGACAGUUGGAGACAGCAAUCGGGACCACCCAGACAGCAAGGCGAUGGAUAUUACGGUAACAAUAACCAAGACUAUGAUCGGAACAGAGAUGGAAGAGAGGGCAGAGAUGGCAGGAGCGGUGGUGGUCCCAUAAGAGGCGGUCCAAGAGGACGAGGAAGGGGACGUGGACGGCCGUAUUAA
This is a messenger RNA of Cooperia oncophora, 1883 nucleotides long. Lineage: Eukaryota; Metazoa; Nematoda; Chromadorea; Rhabditida; Trichostrongylidae. The record is from the annotation of a GenBank genome assembly.